This is a messenger RNA of Macrobrachium nipponense, 477 nucleotides long. RefSeq names its product lysozyme-like. Gene Ontology annotation, molecular function: lysozyme activity. The transcript is spliced from 3 exons. The record is from RefSeq and is a predicted model, not a curated record. NCBI's taxonomy places the organism in Eukaryota, Metazoa, Arthropoda, Malacostraca, Decapoda, Palaemonidae. Bases 1 to 477 code for a protein of 158 amino acids.
AUGUCAAAGUUUUACUUUACAACAUUUUUGGCAGUUUUUGCAUCUUUCGUGAACCCGCAGACGCUCUCCGAUGACUGCCUGGAGUGCAUGUGCUACGAGCCACAGAAUUUUAAAGAGCGUAUUUUCCAGGCAUCCAGCGAUGGCUGCGUAAUGCCUGACCCCGUUUGCACCGACGGAGAGAUGGGAGAGGUCUGUGGUCCCUUUGCCAUUACUCGGAUUUACUGGAUGGAGGCUGGAUGGUUCGGCGGAGAAUUCCACAACUGCGUGGAAGACUGGCAGUGCAACGAGGACACCGUUCGGGGAUACCUGGCGAAGUUCGUCACUGACGCUAACGCCACCUGCGAAGAUUUCGCCAGAACACACGUCGGAGGACCUCACGGGCCGCACACGGACGCCACUUUGCCUUAUUGGCACGAAGUCCAGACUUGUCUGGAUAAUUCCACCUUUACGGUCUACCCUGAGGAGGACUUGGACUGA